AUGCCUAUGCCUAUUCUUUCCAAGAAUAGAAAUGACAUGCAUGUCAGCCCUAAGAAUCUACUAAUAUGGAUAUGGACAACUUUUGUUUUUUUUCCCCCUCCAUCCUGGAGAAAAGAAAAUGAAACGAAAUACCUCUCUAAUUAUCACGUUAGCGGUCUAAAGAAUAAGAGGGAUUUUGGAUUGCACUCUAAUCCAGCUCUUGAUUCUCUUGAUUACUUAGGGCGAAACGGAGCCCACUUAGCGUCAUGCUUCUGGCUCGGACCGUCGAGCGUGUCAGACAUAUUGGCAUGUCUGCCUUCGGGCUGGGACUCGGCGACCACCGCGUACUUCUCGCCGGGGUUCUGUCCGUCGGGAUACUAUACUGCGUGCUCGACGACUGUGAAUAUUGCUUCUUUGGAGGAGACGAGAGCGACGUGUUGUCCUAGGUAUGCGACAGAAAAUGCACUGACUUUAUUAUUUGCUAACCACCGUCGAUGCUUCAGUGACUACAGUUUCCAGACCGAACCUGCCAAUUCCUGGUUCUGGACUAUGCCCUGUGUCUCGGCCCGUCCCUAUUACAAUGCGUAUGGCGUAGCGAUCCGAUGGCAAGCCACCGAUCUCAUCACAUCUACACCCACGACAACCAGUGAAAUUUCCUCUGGAAGUUUCUCUGCAAGUUCUUCUGCAAGUUCCUCUGAAAGCUCCUCUGAAAGUUCCUCUGGCCUACUCCCCGCCGGCGCCAAAGCAGGAAUCGCAAUCGGCUCGACAGCCUGCUUCCUGCUUCUCGUCCUGGUUGGGCUCGUUGUCUUCCGCAUGGUGCAUCCUCGCAAGCGCAAUGACUAUUCUGAUCAGCAGCGGGUUCAGAGUAUGGUGCAGCAACAGCAACAACAACAACAACAACAACAGCAGCAGCAGCAGCAGCAGCAGCAGCAGCAGCAAGCAUCACCUGGAAAAACCGAGUUGGAUUCUGCGCGAGGAUCCUUCCAUCCAGACGUGGUAGAGUUAUCGGGGUGA
This is a messenger RNA of Rasamsonia emersonii CBS 393.64, 993 nucleotides long. RefSeq lists its product as uncharacterized. NCBI's taxonomy places the organism in Eukaryota, Fungi, Ascomycota, Eurotiomycetes, Eurotiales, Trichocomaceae. The record is from RefSeq and is a predicted model, not a curated record. Bases 1 to 993 code for a protein of 330 amino acids. The transcript is spliced from 5 exons.